Ipomoea triloba (trilobed morning glory) is the source of this 4271-nucleotide messenger RNA. RefSeq names its product E3 SUMO-protein ligase SIZ1-like. The record is from RefSeq and is a predicted model, not a curated record. The transcript has 19 exons. Lineage: Eukaryota; Viridiplantae; Streptophyta; Magnoliopsida; Solanales; Convolvulaceae. Bases 148 to 2847 code for a protein of 899 amino acids. Gene Ontology annotation, molecular function: SUMO ligase activity; zinc ion binding. Gene Ontology annotation, biological process: protein sumoylation.
GUGAAUUUGAUAUGGAUUUUGCUCUUGCUUUUUUCACUUCGUGGAUUGAUUUUGCUUCCUGAUUAGAUCAAUCAUUUGUUGUUGGCUGAUCAGUUCAUGUUUUAACUGCAGAACACUAUUUAUUUGUCGUCAGGGAGGUGUGUAAACAUGGAUUUGCUAGGUAGCUGCAAGGACAAGCUGACAUAUUUCCGGUUAAAGGAACUCAAGGAUGUUCUCACUCAACUUGGUGUAUCAAAGCAAGGAAAGAAGCAGGACCUUGUUGAUCGAAUAUUGACCAUCUUGUCUGAUGAACGGGUGUCAGGAAUGUGGGCAAAGAAGAAUGCUGUUGGCAAGGAACAGGUGGCAAAAAUUGUGGAUGAUAUUUACAGAAAAAUGCAGGUCUCUGGAGCACCUGACUUGGCAUCAAAAUUGCAAGGAUUCUCAGAUAGUAGCAGUGCAAAGAUUAAGGAUGAAAUAGAAGACCCUUACAGGAUGGAUAAGAUUCAAUGUCCAUGUGGAAGCACCUUACAAACGGAUUCAAUGAUUAAGUGUGAAGAUCCCAAAUGCCAUGUGUGGCAACAUAUUAGCUGUGUUAUCAUUGCCGGAGAGAGUGGUAUUCCACCAAUACCACCUGGAACUUUCUAUUGUGAACUGUGCAGGUUGAGACGCGCUGACCCCUUCUUGGUACCAGUGACAAAUCCUUUACCUUCAGUAAAGCUGACUGUUACAGAUGUCCCACCUGAUGGAACAAACCCGGUGCAGAGUAUUGAGAAAACAUUUCAACUUACACGAGCAGAUAUAGACUUACUGGCCAAACAAGAGUAUGAUCUUCAGGCUUGGUGCAUGCUUCUCAAUGACAUGGUCUACUUUAGGAUGCAUUGGCCUCUGCAUACAGCUCUGCAGUUCAAUGGGGUCACACUUCGAGCAAUAAACAGACCUGACACACAAUUGUUAGGGGCUAAUGGCCGAGAUGAUGGACCUAUAAUAACACUAUGCAUUAGGGAUGGUAUCAAUAAAAUCUCCUUAACAGGUGUUGAUGCUCGUGUAUUUUGUUUCGGUGUCAGAAUAGUAAAGUGGUGUACUGUGCAACAGAUACUUAACUGUAUCCCUAAGGAGUCUGAUGGCGAGAGAUUUGAAGAUGCUCUUGCUCGAGUUUGUCGUGUUGGUGGUGGGAAUGCCACAGAAAAUGCUGACAGUGACAGUGAUAUUGAAGUAGUUGCUGACUACAUUCCUGUGAAUCUUCGAUGUCCUAUGAGUGGUUCAAGGAUCAAAGUUGCUGGAAGAUUCAAGCCCUGUGUUCACAAGGGUUGUUUUGAUCUUGAAGUUUUUGUUGAAAUGAAUCGAAGGACAAGAAAGUGGCAAUGUCCCCAUUGUCUCAAGAAUUACUCUCUGGAGCAUAUUAUUAUUGACCCGUAUCUCAAUCGAAUUACUUCAAAGUUAAGGAAUUGUGGAGAAGAUGUGACAGAGAUUGAGGUGAAACCUGAUGGUUCUUGGCGGGCUAAUGUGGAAGGUGAUAGAAACAGUCUUGGUGAUCUUGGACUGUGGCACUUACCUAAUGGGAAUCUUUACACAUCUUCAGAUGCAGACUCUAAGCCAAAGCCUGAAAUUCUUAAGCAGGAGGGUGGUUCUAAUGGUCAUGGUGGUCUCAGAGUUGGACUGAAGAAAAAUCCCAAUGGUAUUUGGGAAAUCAGUAAACCUGAGGAUAUUCCUACAUUGACAAAUAAAAUGCAAGAUAAUUUUGUGAGUGGUCAGGAUGUCAUUCGUGCGAGCAGCAGUGCAACGGGAAGUGGCAAAGAAGGUGAAGAUCGCAGUGUAAAUCAGGAUGCCAUUGGGAUCCUCGAGUUGCCUACCAACAAUGGGAUUGACUUUGAAUCUGUUUCACUUGAUUUGGAUUGUGCAUAUGGUAUUAGUGAUAGAAACCCAUCCAUACCGUUGGGGGAAGCUGAAGUUAUUACCUUGAGUGAUUCAGAUGAAGAAAAUGAACCAUCAAUGCUUCAUGGAAAUGUCCAGGGCAACAACAGGGCAGAUUCUGCUAUAGUCCCUUUUCCAUUGCAACAACAUGGAAUUCCAGAUUCGUAUCAUGAAGAUCCUGCUUUUGCUAAUGAGGGUAAUUCAUGCCCUGGUCUGUUUGGUACUAGUAACAAUGACUUUGAGAUGCAUACAUGGCAUUUGUCUCACAAUACCCAGGGAAGUCCAGGCUUUCAAUUAUUUGGUUCAGAUGCAGAUGUCUCAGGUUCCUUUGCUGUUGUACAGCCUCAGUCCAUUGAUUUUCCCAGUUCCAUUGAUUGCUAUGGGUUUCUAACAGAUGACAACAUGGGAUCGGUUGGUGUUGUACCUGACUCUUCUGUUGUUUGUCCUAAUGCCAAUAUAAAUGAUGGUUUGAUUAUCAAUUCUACAUCGUUUGCUGGUGCUGAUCCCCAUCUUCAGAUAUUUCUUCCAACUAGACCAUCAAAUGCAGCCAUAGACACUAAUACAAGAGAUAAACCAGAUGUCGCAAAUGGUAUUCAAACUGAGGAUUGGUUUUCACUUACACUUGGGAGUGGAGGCAUUGGGGCUACAACUGAUUCUGCAGCUGCAGCUGCUAAUGGGUUAAAUUCAGAUCAGCAAUUGCAAUCCAAAGAUGGUGGCUUGUAUUCAUUGACUGGCACUGCUUCACUGCUUGGGAUGAAUGAUAAUAAAUCCAAUAAGAUGAGCAGAGGAAGAUCAGAUAACCCUUUCUCAUUCCCUCGCAAACGUCGUUCUGCAAGACCGAGAUCAUAUCUAAGUGUCAAUUCUGAUUCUGAAUCCAUAUUAACUACAGGUUGCCAUGUGCAUAUGAUAAAUGAAGGGGCCAACAUAAUAUGUGACAAGAUCUCUCUAGGAUGCUGAUGGUCCCUGAGCACAAUGAUAUAGAGAAAACUUGACUUGUAUGAUUGUCAUUUUUGGAGCGCAUUUUGAGUUCCGAUUGGUUCCCGGGUUGUACAUUUGAACAUCUUAAAAGUUAAAAAGUGGAAGCACCUUGCUGAUAAUUUACUUUUUGAUAGUGAAGUUUCCUUUUUCUAAGAUAGAUAGAUAGAUUGUUAGAAGUCCCCACCCAUUUCUCUUAUCAUACUAGAAUAUAGAAGCCUAGAAGCCUAUCGGAUACUAAAAUUGGGUCUGUCAUGAAAUUUUAUGCUAUGAUCAAGGUUAAAGUGCUAGGGUACAUUGGUGGGAAAAGCUUACUGUUGAAUCUUUUGCACUAGGGUGGCCGUAGUACUUCUUUGUUACUCUCUGUUAACUGUUGCACAGAUGACUCUAAACUUUACUAUCCCAUAACUGAGAUUACUACGAGAUUUUGACUAAACCAUGGCAACAUAUGCCAUGCAGUUUGUCAAUCUUCUGGUUCAGUGGUUCCCUACAUACCCAACCUUUAUUUUGUAGCAGAGAGAAGCAAUACUGAGUCCCGAGUCCCAAAGUGCUAUUCUUCCCCAAAUUGAGGAGGCUAUACAAAGGUCAGUAUAAACCAUAAAGAGCACAAAACACAAGGUUGGGGCCAUAGAUUGUUAGGUCACCAUAACCUCCUCCCAAAACUUCACCCUUGUGACCAGUUUAGCUUCCCGUGCGAGCAAAAUAACCUCCUGUCCAUAGGUAGAGCGCUCAAGAACUGAGAAGACAUUUGCCUGUAAGUAGAACUGAGGUUUCUUGUCCCAGAACAUGGCAAAAACUGGGGGACUUUGCUUCCCAACAGCCAACACACGAGCUCCUGGAGGAAGCACACAAAGGACAACUGAAACAACAGCUAUAUACUUUAAACUGUUGUUUAUGAGACAGAAUGCACAAAAUUAAGGAUUUCUUGUUUGAUUCAUUGAUUGAGAUCCAGCAUAACCCGUAGGAUCAACAUAUAACAUUUAGGAUGUUCUUAAGAAAGCACAAAACAAAUAUAGGAGCGGAUGUGAAUUUGUAGGAAGGUCACUAGUCCAAUUGUUGUUUGGGAUUAAUUGUCAUGGACUUCACCCAGAAACUCAUACUUCUUCACACAUGUCCCUUCAGCAAACUCUGUAAAGUUUCAGAAUUUGGAUGUCAGCUUUAAAUGAUGACAAAAGGUAAAAACUGAAAGGCAGCGAGCAAGCUGAACUCGCAAUUUAGUAAGGUGAUUCGUAACUUGGUUUUGCCCCUUAUAGAGGUGAGUUAGCUGAACCUCCCAUUGGCAUUUCAUAACUCUUAAAUUUGGAGAUGUUUGGUAUUGCCAAAUUACCAAAUAUAUGACAUUAAACCAUUGGGGUUAGUGUUGGGGUUCUGUUGCAAUAACCAUCAAUUCUCAUAAAUAAAUAAAA